AUGUACCAGAUACUCCUGGUUCUAUCAACACAGAUCCUGGGAUAUUCGCUUGCUGGCCUAACACGACGCUACCUCGUUCGCCCCAGUGGCAUGAUCUGGCCAGCUACGUUGGUUUCGACGUCCAUGUUCACUGCCCUGCACCAGGAAGUCAACAAGCCCGCCAACGGCUGGAAUAUUUCACCACGAAAAUUCUUUGGGCGCGUCUUCAUGGGCGGCGUAGCGUUCUACUUCCUACCUGGUCUCCUCUUUCCCGCCCUAAGUUCCUUCAACGUAAUCACAUGGUUUGCACCUCGGAACGUUGUUGUGGCCAACCUCUUCGGAACUGCGUCAGGUCUUGGUCUAUUUCCAGUGACAUUUGACUGGGCUCAGAUCGCCUAUAUUGGCUCACCACUUGUUACCCCUUUUUGGGCCGCGAUGAACAUCGUAGGCGGUCUUGUGCUUGUCAUGUGGCUGGCGGCACCAAUAAUGUACUACAUGAACGUGAUGUACUCGGCCUACAUGCCAAUAUUAUCAGCAGCUGUCUGGGACAACCGGGGCAAACCGUACGAUGUCAGCAAGAUCUUGACAGCGGACUUCAUGUUUGACGAAGCUGCAUACAACGACUACAGCCGAGUCUAUCUCCCAAUAACAUAUGUCCUCAGUUACGCCCUCCAAUUCGCUGCCUUGACGGCUCUCCUUUCGCACACAGGUUUGUGGCAUGGCAGAGACAUUUGGAGGCAAUGGCGUCGUUCAUGGGCGGAGAUUCGCAAGGAGGCGGCAGCCGAAUAUCAGCCAGUGAGAAGCAGCGCUCGAGAAGACGGUUACGCAGCAUCACCCAUGUUGCGCAGAGUCCGUUCUAGCACAACAUCGGAGCCGGAGAUGGAGGAUCUACUCACUGCUCAAGACGUGCACAAUCGCCUGAUGCAGAAAUACGACGACGUGCCGAUCUUGUGGUAUGUUCUGACAGGGGCCAUCAUGGCUGCCAUCGGUAUGUUCGUCGUGGAGUACUAUCCUGUCCAUCUGCCCUGGUAUGGGUUACUGCUUGCGUUGGGCAUCGGUGCGAUCCUCUUCAUUCCCAUUGGAAUCGUCAUGGCCAUCACCAACCAACAAAGCAGUAUUUACCUUAUCUGCCAGCUCAUAUGCGGAGUGUUGUUUCCCGGUCGUCCCGUUGCCAACAUGGUCUUUACCACCUUCGGCUACAUCUCAUCUACGCAAGGGCUCAAGUUCGCCUCCGACCUCAAGCUCGGUCACUACAUGAAGAUCCCGCCACGCAUAUUGUUUAAACUACAACUUUGCAUCACGAUCAUCUCCAGUCUUGCGCAGAUUGGUGUGCUCAACUGGAUGCUGAGCCAUAUCCCUGGCAUUUGCACGCCAGAUGCUAUUAAUGGCUUCAACUGCCCCAUCGCACGUGUUCACUUCAACGGCAGUAUUUUGUGGGGUGUAGUUGGACCUCAGCGCUUCUUCGGUCCCGGCGCCCUCUACCGUCCAUUAGUGUGGGCGUUCCUUGUUGGCGCCAUCUCACCUAUCCCCAUCUGGUACUUCGCUCGCAACAACCGCCGUUCCAUCUUGCGCAAGGUCAACCCGGCCGUGGUUUUUGGCAGUCUGAGUUGGAUUCCACCUGCAACUGGACUGAACUUCUCCGUGUGGGCCAUUGUCUGUUACAUCUUCAACUACGAGAUCAAGAACCGGCGCAAGGAGUGGUGGAAGAAGUACAAUAUGAUGUUGAGUGCUGCCCUGGAUUCUGGACUUGCUUUUGGUGUUGUUGUCAUCUUCUUUGGCAUUGUAUACCCGGGCUGGAUGAGCGAUUUCAAGUGGUGGGGUACGGAGGUUUACAAACAGGGUUGCGAUUGGCAAGCCUGUCCGUACAAGACCCUGCCAAAGGGCGGGAAAUUUGGCCCAUGA
This is a messenger RNA of Parastagonospora nodorum SN15, 1881 nucleotides long. RefSeq lists its product as hypothetical. NCBI's taxonomy places the organism in Eukaryota, Fungi, Ascomycota, Dothideomycetes, Pleosporales, Phaeosphaeriaceae. Gene Ontology annotation, biological process: transmembrane transport. Gene Ontology annotation, molecular function: oligopeptide transmembrane transporter activity. The record is from RefSeq and is a predicted model, not a curated record. Bases 1 to 1881 code for a protein of 626 amino acids. The transcript is spliced from 4 exons.